AUGGCAGAAAGAGCGAUACUAGGGUUUCUGCAGAACAAUGAGCAGAUCCCGGAUACAGGUCAAUUUUCUGCGGAGCACAACCUUGACCACGAUCAAGUUAAGAGUGUCAUCAGAAGCCUACAGGGUUUUCGUUACAUCGAUGCUCAGGACAUUACUAGGAAGACAUGGGUUUUGACUGAAGAGGGAAAAAGAUAUGCCGCACAAGGAUCACCAGAGGUACAACUUUUCUUAGCUGUGCCAGAAGAAGGCAGCAUAUCAGUGGUUGAGCUCAAGAAAAAGCUAGGUGAAUCCAUCGACAGUUUUGCCUGGAAAUAUGCUAAAGAAAACAAGUGGGUGGANAUNGAAAAAAAGCAAGUCUCAAGGAAGGUUCAACAUGUAGAUGAUGUAGUGCAAGCUCUGCUUUUACAGAUACAAGAAGGGAAGGAAAUUGACGAGGACGGUAUCGUUUUUCUCAAAGGCAGAAAAAAUCUCAUAGAACUAGUGAAAUGGAAUGGGUAUUCUUUCAUAAAGAAAGGUCCUAAGUAUGCUCCAGAGAGAAAGAAGGUGUCCACCGAUUUGACUCGUGAAAGUCUACUAAACUGGAAAGAGUUAGAGUUUAAGGAGUAUAACUUCAAUGCUAAAGGAGCACCUGUUGAGGCUGGUCAUCUUCACCCUCUUCUCAAGGUGCGGAAGCAGUUGAAAGACGUAUUUGUUCAGAUGGGGUUUGAGGAGAUGCCAACAAAUAAUUUUGUGGAGAGCAGCUUCUGGAAUUUUGAUGCAUUGUUCCAGCCGCAGCAGCACCCUGCUCGUGAUUCUCACGACACCUUCUUUCUAAAAGCUCCUUGUACGACAAGGACACUUCCAGAAGAUUAUGUUGAGAGGGUGAAACGUGUUCAUGAGUCUGGUGGAUAUGGAUCAANAGGGUAUAAUUGUGAUUGGAAGAGAGAAGAAGCAAACAAGAAUCUUCUCCGAACUCACACAACAGCUGUCUCUUCUAGGAUGCUUUAUGCACUAGCACAGAAACCUUUUUUCCCCAAGAAGUAUUUUUCGAUUGAUCGUGUGUUCAGAAACGAGGCUGUUGAUCGGACCCAUCUGGCAGAGUUCCAUCAAAUGGAAGGUUUGAUAUGUGACCGGGGACUUACAUUGGGAGACCUGAUUGGUGUAUUAAAGGACUUCUUCUCACGCUUAGGUAUGUCAAAGCUGCGGUUCAAGCCUGCUUACAACCCUUCCUUACACAGAACCAAGCAUGGAGAUCUUCGGUGGGUGGAAAUUGGAAACUCUGGAAUGUUCAGACCCGAAAUGCUUCUACCGAUGGGUCUCCCUGAGGAUGUCCAAGUCAUAGCUUGGGGUCUUGGUCUUGAAAGACCAACAAUGAUAUUAUAUGGUAUCGACAGCAUCCGAGAUUUGUUUGGACACAAGGUGGAUCUCGGUCUCAUUAAACGGAAUCCGAUCUGCCGAAUUGGAAUCUCAUCGUCUUGUUGA
Messenger RNA from Arabis nemorensis, 1461 nucleotides. The record is from the annotation of a GenBank genome assembly. Lineage: Eukaryota; Viridiplantae; Streptophyta; Magnoliopsida; Brassicales; Brassicaceae.